UUCCUGUCCUCAAAACUAAAGACGACUUGGACCGAAUACUGGAGCUUCCUCGACGACUUUGCUGAUCUGCGUACAGACUACGGUCUCGCCGCCCUGGAUGCCUAUUUGGCACCGUUCUACCAAAAUGACAAUCCACAGCGCGCCAUGCCUGUAGCAAACUCGGUGUCGCUUAACCGUACACUCUUUGACGAUCAUGGGCCGACGACGACCACCACCACUCAGGACUCGUGCGAGACUCCGGAGCAAGAAGCUACAGCAGUUGCUGUACAAACUUCCAGUACGCCAAUAAAGAGGAGUAUUCCGAGCACGUCAUCCCAACCAGAUGGCAUUGACGGCGACUCCAUGGACCACUGGACCGUCUACCGGGAAGACCGCAACCCAAUUCAUGUCCUUGCGGACAGUCUCGAAGACAGUUCCUCCUCAAGCUGCACCAGUGAUUGCAGGUAG
Molecule: messenger RNA, 447 nt
Organism: Dibothriocephalus latus
Lineage: Eukaryota; Metazoa; Platyhelminthes; Cestoda; Diphyllobothriidea; Diphyllobothriidae
Source: the annotation of a GenBank genome assembly